Molecule: messenger RNA, 431 nt
Organism: Notothenia coriiceps (black rockcod)
Lineage: Eukaryota; Metazoa; Chordata; Actinopteri; Perciformes; Nototheniidae
Product: ERO1-like protein beta
Exons: 4
Coding region: 93-431 (112 amino acids)
Biological process (GO): protein folding in endoplasmic reticulum
Cellular component (GO): endoplasmic reticulum; endoplasmic reticulum membrane
Molecular function (GO): FAD binding; protein-disulfide reductase activity; thiol oxidase activity
Source: RefSeq, a predicted model, not a curated record
UGCUGCUGCUGCUGUGACAUAUGGGCUGAAAGUUUGCAUAGAGGAAGUUUUGAUUUGAAGUUAGAACACAGAAGUAGAGAUAUCGAAACAGCAUGCUGAGAGGGAUUUGCCUCUUCCUGCCUCUCGUGGCUCUCAGUGGACUGCUCGGUGGACAACUUCACACAGAGCUGACGGGGGUCCUGGACGACUGCUUCUGUGACGUUGAAAGCAUCGACGUCUUCAACAACUUCAAGAUCUACCCUCGAAUCAAGAGGCUGACGGAGAAAGACUACUUCAGAUACUACAGAGUGAACUUGAAGCGACCGUGUCCUUUCUGGCCGAACGACGGACACUGUGCCAUCAAAGACUGCCAUGUGGAGCCCUGUCCAGAGAGCCAGAUCCCAGUGGGCAUCAAGUCUGGGAACUACAACAAGGUGAGACUGAGAAGAUAA